UCUACAAGCUCGGGAAGAAACCAAUACUUCGUUUCCGAAUGCCUCUUGCGUUUCAUUUUCUUUCUAAGGAAUUUACCCUUUUCUUUCCCUUAUAAACCACCUGGUACUUGACAGAAUUCCUGAAGUUCAUGAGGAAGCAAGAACCAGGAAAAGAUGUAAAGGAUACAAAUUCUACAACAGGGCCCAACACCAACAGAGUCAUUAUCACUGUAUAUGUAGAAUCACCAGGAAAACGUUUGCAUCAGAAGAUCGAUCUAACUAACAAAGCCACCACAAACCCAUUAUUGAAAAGGCCUCAAUUCACAAGCACAGAAGGCUACAAUCGUCGGGCUGAGCUUCUAGCCUAUUCUCGUGAGCUAAGAAACGGUGGUCCACACCAGACUUGGCAGCGUGCGAGAAACUCAAGGCCCGAGGAGUCCAAGAUGUGGAAAUGGUCAAGUAUACCAGUGAGGAUCCGAGCGUCACUUCGAAGGAUGUUUCGACGAAACAGAAGGAUCUUUAGGUAUGAGAGAAUUCGAUCGGAGAAGUACAGUGAAGCGGGACAAUUCAGUAGAAGACAGAAAAGGGCUCCAAGAAGAUACAUUACAGCUGCUAGUUACUGUAGAAAAUUGAAGCAUGUGCUUAAGGAAUUAUCAUGUGGGGUGCGAUGUCGAAAGGGGCUAUAAAAGUCGGCUGCUGGAGAAAGAGUGAUGGGUGGAAAAAAUAUCUGCGGCUUGAGCUUCUCUAACUAUGUAAUUUGUUACAAUUUGAUUGUGUCAGAGAAGAGUUCAUGCGAAUUCUGAGUCCUAUUCGGUUUAUCCAAAAAUUUAGGAUCUUUUGGUAACUGAAAUCUUUCACAGAUUUUAGAGUCUUUGUGGCAUCAACAUAAAGCAAUUCCAUGAAAUAUUUCUUCCUAUUAAGAUAGUCAGUCCAUAAUGAUUUUAGCACGUCACUCGAUCCUUUACAUAAUUUAAGCGAUAUCAUAGGAGCUGAAGAGAUGUUUUAGAUAGACCGAGUCUAAUUUCUCCAGUUGUUGGAAUACCUAUGAAAUAACUCUUUGUAAUGCAAGUUUUGGAACAUGAACUUUUCUACUUGUUAA
Molecule: messenger RNA, 1078 nt
Organism: Ricinus communis (castor bean)
Lineage: Eukaryota; Viridiplantae; Streptophyta; Magnoliopsida; Malpighiales; Euphorbiaceae
Exons: 3
Coding region: 129-665 (178 amino acids)
Source: RefSeq, a predicted model, not a curated record